AUGAAGAUCCCACAUCGAUGCAUGUUCACAACUCAGCUCGUCGGAACCCUAGUUGUAGGGAUGAUGAAUCUCGCGGGGCUUCAUCCCGAAAUUCCAUGGACAUCCCCCAAAUUCAAAGUUACAUUUGAUACUUUUACGGCGUUAGAUGCAGGGACGGCGUUCAUGGGUGUGCUGUUGUUCUUCGCCUUGCAAAACGAAGGGGUUAAUUUAAAGUUCCCUACGCCCUUCUGUAUCUGGUCGGAAUCGGCGAUGAGCAGCAAGGCGGCGGCGAUGAGUAACAAGGCGGCGACGACGAUCUACUGUGGUGGUCGGAUUCCGUUCCAGCGGCUCCGGUUACUAUGUAUCGGGUCGGAAUCGGCAGAGAAAGUGAAUGGGUGUGGAGAGGGGCCCGGUGGUGGCUGA
Messenger RNA from Lactuca virosa, 402 nucleotides. NCBI's taxonomy places the organism in Eukaryota, Viridiplantae, Streptophyta, Magnoliopsida, Asterales, Asteraceae. The record is from the annotation of a GenBank genome assembly.